AUGAAUAUUGAGGAGAAGGGAAAGGCUUUUGUAGAAGAAAUUGAGAUUGACGUGAGCCAACAGAUUGAAAUAUUUCGGGUUCCUUCUCACAACGACGUCGAAGCUGCCCAUUACUACCAUGACUUUAAAAAGGUGAGUGUUUCAGUUAAGCUUUAUAACAGAGCACUUCAAAUACUUGUGAUAGAACACAUAACUGUGUACUUACCAGACGAAUGACAGAAUUCGUGUCUUGGAAAAUGUUCAAAAGUUAACUCACUCUUAACUUCUUUGUUCACAUUUAGCGUAUGACUGCCACCAAGAUUCCGUCUCAAAAAGUGUGUCACAUUUCCGAAAUGGAUUCAUCUCUUCCAUCUCCUCGUAAAUUGAAAGCGGACAUGAAAAGGGUAAGCUAAGUACUUCAUUUGCACUAUUGCAGGUCUCGUAACGGAGAAAAUUCAUUUUGCUCUAACGGGGGUUUUUCAGGUUUUUCACAUGGGUUUGUAGAAUUAAUAUGAGGGUUACAGUAAGGAACAGUUGAUAACUAGCAAACUGCCUAAAUUUCAACGGACAGCUUAAACCCCAGUACUACUAAGUGCUUUAUCCCUGGCAUUUCGCUAAAGAGGUUUUCUAUAAAGGAGUUGCUUAAUUAAAUGUCUUUUUGAAAAGGGCGAUGAAAAACAAAUUCUAUACAGAUGGUUUUUUAACUAGUUGCUCCAUGAUUAUUGCAGUGUUAACCAUACGUGUUCCAUUUUCUACAGGCGGCUUCUCGCAUUGACCAACUUCCCGUAACGACCCGGCAAAGUCUGGUCAUGGUGACUGGUUCUGCAAACAGAACUCUUCUUCCAGAUCAGAUUUUGAAGUUUUGUGGAGCCUUGCCAAUUUACAAUACAGAAGUAGUUAGCAACCCAAUCUAUGAAAAUGGAAAUGCAAGUAAGUCAGCAAUACAUUUAUUCCAGAAAAAAAGCGAGGCUUAAUAUUCCCCUUGAAACUAAAUAGCACCCGGGGGGGGGUACUGCCAUAUAUGGGCUAUAUAGGUAUGUGCCGCUGUGAAGGGUAUGGUUUUCAAGCAGUUGACUCUAGGAUAGGGUAUAUAAAUCAGAGCGUUUGGGUCUAGAAUAGGGUACUGAUCAGUUGGUUGAAGAUUUUAUCUAGACCAGGGAAACUGCUACUCUAGGAUAGGGGGGAUUUGGGGAGUUUACUCUAGUAUAGGGUAGCAAAAUUUAGCUGAACUAGCUCUAGUAUAGGUUAAGAAUUCCAGGGUCCCAGCAGCACAUCCCCACCCAGAAAUUCCUUAAGUACCCCCCCGGGAUAUAGCACUGAUAACGAACAUAGAAAGCAUGAGUAAAGAAAGUGGUAACGGCAGAAAAUGUUGAGAAGAAAAAGGGGCUCAAAAUGCUGUAGAGCUGCGAACUGUAAUGCGUUAACGGACUCCGUUAGUAGACUUGACCUAUCAUUUUCAAUUUUAAGCUUUGUUAUCACUGCUUUUAGCUCUGCACUUCACUGGGACCAAUAAUUUUGUUUUCUUAGAAAUAUUAUCCUCCGCUACUGAAGUAGCUCUAAUUUUGACCCGUAUUUGUAUUUCCGCUUCCGUUGUUCACGGGCUUACAUCUACCGAAUAUUUUUUCUGGAAGACAGUGUGUAAUAAAAGCGAAUAACAUCGAAAGUCAAAAAAGCUUCGGGGCAGGGUUUUCGUUAAGCCGAGGGUGGGCGUUUUCCGAUGUAUUUCUCCAAAGUGCUUCAUGCAUGAUCUGAAACGGAAAGAGAAUGAGUUUGCCAUGUAUCUACUCAAAUGUGCUUCGUCAUUGAAUGAGCAAAGACCGGACCAAAAUGGCCAAGCAAAGUGUGAUUAACUUUGUAAAUGCAUUGAUAUGUGUAAAUCAUUGUAUGAAUGAAUGGCUGGACAGAUAAGCGGUCGAAUGAAUGAAAAAAUUCAUGGCGAUCAAUUGGCAAUGAACAAACGAACAAACUAACGAAAACAAAUUAAAAGCUUGGAUAGCAAACCUCUUGUAAAGCUUUUAAUCACCUAUUCAUUUAACCCGAGCUAUAUGUCUGUAAUUGUUUUUUUUCUGUAGUCAUCCGAACGAGGCGUUAUAAACGGGAGAGUAUCAGGAAUAACAGCAUUUCAAACUUCAAGAGCUGCCUCAAGGCAGAAGACAAGGAUAUGUUUACAUACGUGAGGGAAGGGAACUGCUUCGGCUUAAACUCUGAUGCAUGGGACAUACGAUGCAAAAUGGUAACUAGAGGCUGCUAUUACCUAAUGACAUGCAAAAAAAUGCCAGAAGUGUUAUACUGGAAUUGUACAACUGACCAUUUAACCACUGGAAAUCCGUUUUGUUGCGAUCCAAUAUGCCGGGGACAAAUAAUCACAUAAGGAGCAAAUCCGCAAUAAGAUCUUUCGCUUGUAUUCUUGGCAUUUUUUUAAAUAUAUAAAAUAGCCAGUUUCAGUUUUUUCUUCAUGCCUAAUUCAUUGUUAGAUAAAUAAUUAGUUUAAGGUCAAUUGUCACAUUUUGUGUUGUCUUAACGGUUUUUUUUCCUUAACAACAAAAGUUGUUCCAAAUAUAUAAUGGUAGCUGCCGUUUAAAAUCUUACCAAAGACAGUGAUGAAAUGUUCUCCUCAGUUUUUUCAAUAGAGAGGCCCUUUGAGUUUCUCACAGGGAAUCAGCAGCCUAAAUAUGCACUGAAUACGAAGUUGCAUAGAUAAUAUAGAGUUAAAUCGCAUUCUUUAGGUAGAAUUAUGCUUUUUUGCUUGUUCAAGUUUCAUUGUUACCAUCGGAUCUCUAUAGUAUUUCCAUAUAAAUAAUCUUCUUGUCGGGCAACCGUAUGAAUUAAUAUGAAAACAGAAAGCAGAGGGCUUUGUAACAGAGAUCCGACGUAAGGUCGGUCAGGUUCAGGUCAAUUGCAUUGU
Molecule: messenger RNA, 2884 nt
Organism: Porites lobata
Lineage: Eukaryota; Metazoa; Cnidaria; Anthozoa; Scleractinia; Poritidae
Source: the annotation of a GenBank genome assembly